Molecule: messenger RNA, 1504 nt
Organism: Drosophila ficusphila
Lineage: Eukaryota; Metazoa; Arthropoda; Insecta; Diptera; Drosophilidae
Gene: yellow-f2
Product: L-dopachrome tautomerase yellow-f2
Exons: 4
Coding region: 60-1418 (452 amino acids)
Cellular component (GO): extracellular region
Source: RefSeq, a predicted model, not a curated record
UCUCAGCCUGGAAGGGCGAUCGGUCCGAGCUUUAUUUAUUAAGCUUAGCAAAUCCAACAAUGUUAUCGCCACAAUUUCUAAUUUUUUGCCUAAUCGCGGGGUUACAGCUGCUUUCCACCGCAGAAGGUGAUCCCAUGAUAGAGGUCUUCAGAUGGAAACAGAUGGACUUCUACAACCGAGGGGAUGGAAAACAUGGCCCACACGGAAGACCUGACAGGCCCAGCAUCUCAGCCCCUGUUGUUUUCCCUGGGAGAUAUUCACGGCAAAAGCGAGAGUCUAUGACCUCCCGCGAUACUCCAGUGGUCGUAAGCAACCGGGUUGCCAGUGAUGACCCCAACGCCUCCUACAUUCCGUACAACAACGUGCCGAUGGGAGCCACCCACUUCCGGGGUCGCCUGUUUGUCACGAUGCCCCGUCGCCGUGUGGGCAUCCCGUCCACCCUGAACUACAUCGAUCUGGCCAGGGAGGGAUCGGAAGUCAGCCCCAAGCUUAUAGCCUAUCCCAACUUUGCGUUGAAUCAGUUCAACGACAGUGCCCAGAACCUGGUCUCCGUCUACAGGACCUCCGUGGAUGCCUGUCAACGCCUCUGGUUCAUUGACACUGGAAUGCUGGAGUACCCAAAUAACCGCCAACAGAUCCGUCGUCCCAGCAUCUGGGUAGUGGACUUGGCAACGGAUCGAGUGCUGAAGCGUUUCGACAUCCCGGAGAGCAUUGCGGAAACGGGUCGCGGAUUGGCAAGUAUCACAGUUGAUGUGAGGGCGGGUCAAUGUGGAGAUGCCUUCGCCUAUAUUCCGGAUCUGGUGUACCGGAGAUUGUACGUCUAUCACCUGCGAGACGAUCGGAUUUGGGCCUUCGAGCACAACUACUUUAACUUCGAUCCGCUUUCCGGGGAUCUGAGCAUUGGUGGCCAGACCUUCCGCUGGGAUGACGGCAUCUUCUCGGUCACCUUGGGAGCUCAAAAGCCGGAUGGGAGUCGGGAUGUCUACUUCCAUCCCAUGGCGAGCACGAAUGAGUUUGUGGUUUCAAGUCGCGUUCUGCAGCAGGAGUCCAAUGCCGCUCGCUCCGAUCACGGAAACGAUUUCCGGGUCAUAGGAAACCGAGGGCCAUCCACUCAGUCCACGAUGCACGCCUAUGAUCCUGGCACCGGGGUGAUCUUCUUCGAUGAGAUCCAGAGGAACGGAGUGGGCUGCUGGAAGACAACCAAGCCAAUAUCGGCGGAAAACUACGGCAGUGUGGACUCCAAUGCAUUGGAUAUGAUUUACCCCAGCGACUUGUCGAUCGACGAGGAGGGAACCAUUUGGGUAAUGUCCAACUCCAUGCCGAUCUUUAUCUACUCCACGCUGGAUACAAAUAUAUAUAACUUCCGAGUCUGGAAGCAAAAGGCAAAGUUGGCGAAGAGGGGAACCGUUUGUGAGUGAUUUAUAGAGAAUAAUAAUAUUAUGUAUGAAAAUAACCCACUGAAUUAUAUUAUUAAAAUAAGUAAAUAAAGCUCAUCCAAAUAAAA